This is a messenger RNA of Hevea brasiliensis (rubber tree), 5008 nucleotides long. Its product is annotated as ABC transporter G family member 29. The coding region runs from base 254 to 4738 and encodes 1494 amino acids. The record is from RefSeq and is a predicted model, not a curated record. Gene Ontology annotation, cellular component: membrane. The transcript has 22 exons. Gene Ontology annotation, molecular function: ATP hydrolysis activity; ATP binding; ABC-type transporter activity. Lineage: Eukaryota; Viridiplantae; Streptophyta; Magnoliopsida; Malpighiales; Euphorbiaceae.
CAUCGCUCUCUUUGCAAGCAAAAGCGAUCGAGCUAAAGAGGGAAAGACCUUUUCAAGAAUCCUUGGAGAGAAAGUGCAUAGCCAAGACUUCUUUGAAGGAGCAAAAAAAAAAAAAAAAAAAACUCCAACAACCCACUUUACGUCCUCUCUAGCUCCUUCCCCUGCCUGCUUUCUCUGUUUAACAAAGAGACUUCAGCUUCAAUUCAUCAUAAUUUCCUUGCAUUUAUUCAAGAAAUUAACCUGAUCCAGAGCAAUGCAAAAGAUGGAUGGUAUAGAGAAAGUAGGAAGAGCUUCGAGUAGGCGAGCAAGCCACAACAUGAGCAGAAGCAUAAGCAGGAGCUUUAGCAGGAGCAUGGAAGAUGUAUUUUCAGGUGGCAGGUACUCUAGGAGAAGUAGCCGACACGCUGAGGAAGAUGAAGAAGCUCUAAAAUGGGCUGCUAUAGAGAAGUUACCAACAUAUGAUAGGCUAAGAACAACUAUCAUGAAAUCUUUUGUGGAGAAUGAGCUCCAAGGGACCAAGAUGGUCCACAAAGAAGUUGAUGUCAGUAAGCUUGAUAUGAAUGAUAGGCAGAUGUUCAUCGAUAUGAUUUUUAAGGUUGCAGAGGAAGAUAAUGAGAAGUUCUUGAGAAAAUUUAGACAGAGAAUCGAUAAGGUUGGAAUUUCACUUCCAACUGUGGAAGUAAGGUUUGAGCAUUUAACUGUUGAAGCCGAUUGCCAAAUUGGAAGCAGAGCUCUUCCUACUCUUCCAAAUGUUGCCAGAAACCUUGCAGAAUCAGCCAUUGGCAUGCUUGGGAUUAAUAUGUCCAAGAGAACAAAGCUCACAAUUCUUAAAGAUGCCUCUGGGAGUCUAAAACCAUCAAGGAUGACUCUACUUUUAGGCCCGCCAUCCUCAGGGAAGACAACCCUUUUGUUAGCAUUGGCCGGAAAGUUGGACCCAAGUCUAAAGGUCAGUGGAGAUAUAACAUAUAAUGGGUAUAAGUUGAAUGAGUUUGUGCCUAGAAAGACAUCUGCAUACAUUAGCCAAAAUGAUGUUCAUGUUGGAGUAAUGACAGUGAAAGAAACCCUAGAUUUCUCAGCAAGAUGCCAAGGAGUUGGGACUCGACAUGAUCUCCUAAGUGAGCUUGCCAGAAGAGAAAAGGAAGCAGGAAUAUUCCCAGAGGCAGAAGUAGACCUUUUCAUGAAGGCAACUGCUAUGAAAGGAGCUGAAAGCAAUCUUUUUACAGACUACACUCUCAAACUGCUGGGGCUGGAUAUCUGCAAGGACACCAUUGUAGGAGAUGAAAUGCUCCGAGGGAUAUCGGGUGGACAGAAAAAGAGAGUAACAACAGGGGAGAUGAUUGUUGGGCCCACAAAAACCCUGUUCAUGGAUGAGAUAUCAACGGGUCUAGAUAGCUCCACAACAUUUCAGAUAGUGAAGUGCUUGCAGCAGAUUGUGCACCUUACAGAGGCCACAGUAUUGAUGUCCCUACUCCAGCCUGCCCCUGAGACAUUUGAUCUGUUUGAUGAUGUCAUCCUCUUAUCAGAAGGACGCAUUGUCUACCAAGGCCCACGACAGCACAUUCUUGAAUUCUUUGAGAGCUGUGGGUUCCGCUGUCCUGAUAGAAAGGGAACUGCUGAUUUCUUGCAAGAGGUUACUUCAAAGAAGGACCAAGAACAAUACUGGGCAGACAAAAAUAAACCAUACAGAUACGUUUCAGUCCCUGAAUUUGCAGAAAGGUUCAAGAGUUUUCAUGUGGGCAUGCAGCUAGACAACGAGCUCUCUGUGCCAUUUGACAAGUCCAAGGGCCAUAAAGCAGCUCUAGCAUUCUCAAAAUAUUCAGUUCCAAAAAUGGAUCUUCUCAAGGCCUGCUGGGAUAAGGAAUGGUUACUGAUUAAGAGAAAUUCUGUGGUUUUUGUCUCCAAGACAGUCCAAAUUAUUAUUGUUGCAAUUAUAGCAUCCACAGUGUUUAUAAAGCCCAGAAUGCAUACGCGAAAUGAAGCAGAUGGAGCAAUAUACGUUGGUGCUCUUUUGUUUACCAUGAUCAUUAACAUGUUUAAUGGUUUUGCCGAGCUCACUCUCAUGAUCUCAAGGCUUCCAGUGUUUUACAAGCAAAGGGACCUUCUCUUCCACCCACCUUGGACAUUCACUCUCCCAACUUUCCUGCUUACAUUGCCCAUGUCCAUAAUAGAGUCUAUCGUUUGGGUGUGCAUUACCUAUUACUCCAUAGGAUUUGCUCCUGAAGCUAGCAGGUUUUUCAAGCAUCUUCUACUGGUAUUUCUGACCCAACAAAUGGCUGCUGGGCUUUUUAGACUCAUCGCCGGAGUUUGCAGGACUAUGAUCAUUGCCAACACUGGUGGGGUGCUCAUUCUCCUCCUUAUUUUCUUACUUGGAGGCUUCAUCAUACCUAAAGGUCAAAUUCCAAACUGGUGGGAGUGGGCUUAUUGGGCUUCACCUCUGUCUUAUGGUUAUAAUGCCUAUACUGUGAAUGAAUUUUAUGCUCCAAGGUGGAUGAACAAACUGGUUUCAGACAAUACAAGAUUAGGUGAGGCAGUGCUCGAAAGCUUUGAUGUUUUCCGCAACAAGAACUGGUAUUGGAUUGGUGCCGGUGCUCUUCUAGGAUUUGCAGUUCUUUUCAACGUCCUCUUCACCUUUGCUCUCAUGUACUUGGCCCCUCCUGGAAAGAAACAAGCAAUAAUCUCUGAGGAAUCAGCAAAGGAAAUGGAGCGUGAGGAAGACUCAAAGGGUCAACCAAGACUAAGAAUGUCAAAGUCAAACCCUCAUUCGUUAUCUUCUGCUGAUGGAAAUAAUACAAGGGAAAUGGAAAUUCGGAGGAUGAGCAGCCGAUCCAAUCCCAAUGGACUCGGUAGAAAUGCUGAUUCAUCUCUUGAGGCAGCGAAUGGUGUAGCUCCUAAGAGAGGAAUGGUUCUUCCUUUCACUCCCCUAGCCAUGUCCUUUAACAGCGUGAACUACUACGUGGACAUGCCUGCUGAAAUGAAGCAGCAAGGAGUUCCGGAGGACAGGCUUCAACUUCUUCGGGAAGUAACAGGUGCAUUUAGGCCUGGAGUCCUGACAGCACUAAUGGGAGUCAGUGGAGCUGGAAAGACUACAUUGAUGGACGUUUUGGCAGGAAGAAAAACGGGCGGAUAUAUUGAAGGUGAUAUUAGAAUUUCAGGAUUCCUCAAGAAGCAAGAAACCUUUGCAAGAGUCUCUGGAUAUUGUGAACAGAAUGAUAUCCACUCACCUCAAGUCACAGUCAGAGAAUCCUUGAUCUACUCGGCAUUCCUCCGACUUCCCAAAGAAGUCAGCAAAGAGGAAAAAAUGAUUUUUGUUGAUGAAGUGAUGGAGUUGGUAGAGCUGGACAAUCUCAAGGAUGCUAUAGUUGGGCUUCCAGGAGUUACAGGGUUGUCAACAGAACAGAGAAAGAGGUUGACAAUUGCAGUGGAGCUUGUUGCUAAUCCUUCAAUCAUUUUCAUGGAUGAACCAACUUCUGGUCUUGAUGCAAGGGCAGCAGCAAUUGUUAUGAGAACUGUGAGAAACACUGUGGAUACCGGAAGAACUGUUGUAUGCACAAUCCAUCAGCCUAGCAUCGACAUCUUUGAAGCCUUCGAUGAGUUGCUACUGAUGAAGAGAGGAGGACAAGUGAUAUAUUCAGGACCAUUGGGUCGAAAUUCCCACAAAAUCAUUGAAUACUUUGAGGAAAUCCCUGGAGUUCCUAAAAUCAAAGAGAAGUACAAUCCAGCAACAUGGAUGCUAGAAGUGAGCUCAAUAGCAGCUGAAGUCCGGCUAGGAAUUGACUUUGCAGAACACUACAAGUCAUCAUCCCUCUAUCAGAGAAACAAGGCUUUAGUGAACGAAUUGAGCACGCCACCAGCAGGAGCAGAAGACCUGUAUUUUGCCUCUCAAUAUUCUCAGUCUCCAUGGGGGCAGCUCAAGUCAUGCCUUUGGAAGCAGUGGUGGACUUACUGGAGAAGUCCUGAUUAUAACCUUGUUAGAUAUUUCUUCACCUUGGCUGCUGCCCUUAUGGUUGGGACUAUAUUCUGGAAAGUUGGCACUAAAAAGGAUACCUCAAAUGACCUGAGUAUGAUCAUUGGGGCCAUGUACGCUUCUGUCUUGUUUAUUGGUAUCAACAACUGCUCAACAGUACAGCCAAUUAUAUCAGUUGAAAGAACUGUCUUUUAUCGGGAAAGAGCAGCUGGGAUGUACUCUGCAUUACCUUAUGCACUUGCACAGGUUAUUUGUGAAAUACCUUAUGUGCUGGUUCAAACUACAUAUUAUACACUAAUUGUGUAUGCUAUGGUAGCCUUUGAAUGGACAGCAGCCAAAUUCUUCUGGUUCUUCUUUAUCUCCUUCUUCUCCUUCCUCUACUUCACAUACUACGGAAUGAUGACAGUCUCCGUCACGCCAAACCUCCAAGUAGCAUCCAUUUUUGCAGCAACAUUCUAUGCACUCUUCAAUCUCUUCUCAGGCUUCUUCAUUCCUCGACCAAGAAUUCCCAAGUGGUGGAUCUGGUACUAUUGGAUUUGCCCAGUGGCAUGGACAGUGUAUGGACUAAUUGUCUCUCAAUACCGGGAUGCUGAAGACCGCCUUCUAGUUCCUGGCUUAUCUCCUAAUCCUUCAAUUAAGUCUUACAUACAAGAUCAUUAUGGGUAUGAUCCAGACUUCAUGGGACCAGUUGCAGUUGUAUUGGUUGGAUUCACAGUCUUCUUUGCAUUUGUGUAUGCCUUCGCUAUAAGGACACUGAACUUCCAGACAAGAUAGAGAAACUACCAUAAACUAAACUGAACCUGUAGAUAUAUACUAUUAUAAAUACAGGACAAUAAGCCAUCACAAGUUCAAAGUAUUGGUGGCUAUUGUUUAAUGCUUGUAUUUGUCUUGUAGGAAUUAUGUUAUUUUCGAUUUAAUUAUGUAUGGUAUGUUACUUAGUGAAGAUAAUGAUGAUAAUUUUUGGCCUCUAGCUUUGAGAAGUGUAUUUGUACAUGUAAACGAUAUUUGAAUCCUAUAAAAUUCAAGAAAUUCAUUUGUGUGAAA